This is a messenger RNA of Closterium sp. NIES-67, 293 nucleotides long. The record is from the annotation of a GenBank genome assembly. NCBI's taxonomy places the organism in Eukaryota, Viridiplantae, Streptophyta, Zygnematophyceae, Desmidiales, Closteriaceae.
GUCGUGAGAGUGAAAGAAAUGCCAAAUCGAGUGGAGUUGCUGUGCCACAAAGGAUUAAAACUGAGUUCAUCGUACAGAGAGAGAGAGAGAGAGAGAGAGAGAGAGAGAGAGAGAGAGAGAGAGAGAGAGAGAGAGAGAGAGAGAGAGAGAGAGAGAGAGAGAGAGAGAGAGAGAGAAAAAAAAACUCGAAGUGAAAGCCUGAGUGAGAGGUGUAAAGGCAGCGAGGAGAAACGAAAGGGAAAAGAGGGCAGAACAAAUACUAGAAACUAAGCACGAGUUGCACUCGCAGCUAG